Molecule: messenger RNA, 777 nt
Organism: Blepharisma stoltei
Lineage: Eukaryota; Ciliophora; Heterotrichea; Heterotrichida; Blepharismidae
Source: the annotation of a GenBank genome assembly
AUGUCAGAUAUCACUAUAAAAGUGCCUCUUAUUCAAUCCGAUACAAAAAAGAAGCACUGCCAUCGACGAAAUAAGCAAUCAUUAACUAAGCUUUAUAUUACGUCUGGUAUAUGCUUUUUCUUUAUGAUUGUUGAAAUAAUAGGAGGGCUUUUAGCAAACUCACUUGCAAUUAUGACAGAUGCUGCUCAUAUGUUUUCAGACCUCUCAGGUUUUGCUAUUUCGAUAGCGUCACUUUAUAUCGCAGUAAGGCCAGCUUCUAUGAUAAUGUCUUAUGGUUAUCAUCGAGCCGAAAUUAUUGGAGCAGUCAUUAGUGUUGCCCUGAUAUGAGGGUUAACAAUUUGGCUUGUUUAUGAAGCAAUCGAAAGAAUCCAAAGUCCAGGAAUUGUUGAUGGAUGAAUUAUGAUGAUAACGGCACUUAUAGGAUUAUUAAGCAAUAUUGUUAUGGGGGUUAUCUUGCACUCUUCUCACAGCCAUUCAGAUAUAAGCACUGGGCAUGACCAUGCUCAUGAAGAAGAUGUCAAUAUAAAAGCGGCAACUUUACAUGUUUUAGGUGAUCUAAUUCAAAGUAUUGGAGUUAUUAUAGCUGCAGCCAUCAUUUUAUGAAAUCCUGACUGGAGUAUUGCAGAUCCUAUAUGCACUUUUGUGUUCUCUAUAUUAGUGACAUUUACGACUUUUCCAAUAAUCAAAAAGUGUAUAGGAAUACUUAUGGAAGGAAGCCCAAUAGAUAUUGAUGUUGAUGCAAUGUAUAUGGAACUGCUAAGCGUAUGAUUUAUAUAG